Penicillium riverlandense is the source of this 2013-nucleotide messenger RNA. RefSeq names its product fungal specific transcription factor domain-containing protein. Gene Ontology annotation, cellular component: nucleus. The record is from RefSeq and is a predicted model, not a curated record. Lineage: Eukaryota; Fungi; Ascomycota; Eurotiomycetes; Eurotiales; Aspergillaceae. Bases 1 to 2013 code for a protein of 670 amino acids. The transcript is spliced from 8 exons. Gene Ontology annotation, molecular function: zinc ion binding; sequence-specific DNA binding. Gene Ontology annotation, biological process: DNA-templated transcription; positive regulation of transcription by RNA polymerase II.
AUGCCUCCUACAGCGGUUAAGACUAAGAAAUGCGUGAGGGCUUGCCCAGUACUUACGGCGAGGUUUAGAUAUUUGCGGCAAUUGGAAGAGCAUAUUUCCAGGAAUGCGGGUUCCAUGCCGUACAUUGGCGCGGAACAAGCUAAUCCAUUGGCGGAAUCGCCGUUUGUUCGCGACGAGAAUGGUGAUCUCGUCUCCAUCCCUCGUCCCCCACACCUGCAGAUGGAAAAUCGGCGAGAGACCCCGUUACGAACAAUAACCGAUAGUAAGCACUGUCUCGAAGAGAAAGAAAAAGCAGAAUCUCCCCGUCGGGAUGAUUCCGAGAGCGAGCAAGAGCGUCAUCGCUCACGAUUUUCGCGCAAUCCUCUUGUCGAGAAAGACUGCUCAUUUGCCCAGACACCAGAUGGGCGACUUUGGUACAUGGGACCAACAUCAUCGUGGUCGUUCUGCCGGCGUGUUCUCGCUCUAAUCGGAAGACGUGUUCCAGAAUCAAACUGCCCGCCAGAUCCAUGGUGCGUAGAUGGCAUGGCAUUUAAACUCCAAUGGAAGCCCCUUCCUCCCGACGAGGUGCCAGAUGUCUCCAACCUGCCACCUUUGGACUAUUCACUGUUCUUGUUCAAUACAGUGAAGUUCUAUUUUGGAUUUUUAUCCUUUAUGAUUGACGAGUCAGUCUAUCUUCGCCACUUACAUGAGUUCUACAAAGAUCCAGGAGCAAAAGCCACAUCAGCACGGCCAUGGUACUCCCAAUUCCUGCUCGUCCUUGCUUUUGGAAAGGUCUUCCUUACACACAAAAAUCCGGGCGGGUCUCCCCCAGGGCACCAAUACGCUUCCAGAGCAAUGGCCUUACUACCUGAUCUGUCGGCCAUGCAUGAGGACGCGUUAACCUGCAUUCAGACGUUGAGCCUAGCAGCAGUAUACUUGCAAUCCAUCGACAUGAGGCGAGCAGCCUUUCAACAUAUUGGACAGGCUUUACGCUAUUGCAUUAUUGAAGGGAUACAUCGACACGUGCCAGAAGAAAUCUGCGGCCCUGAACUCUCCCAUCGCUGCCGGACUAUCUUUUGGGUAGUUUAUAUGUUAGACAGAGAGUUCUCUGCUCUGAUAGGGGCGCCUAGUUCUAUUCGAGACGAAGAUAUCACUGUGAAGCUGCCCGCAGAUGUGGAGCAGUCCGUGGAAAAUACUAACUUGACACUGCAUGUGCGAUUGUCCCAUUUGAUGGCACGGACUCUUACCACGGUCUAUGGGGUGGGCAAAGAAUUUGACGGAACUCUCAUCCGAAAUACGCAGUCUCUUCUCCAUGACUUGGCAGAAUUGUCCCAUGAUUUGACCGAGUUCUUAAAUACGCAUUUCCAUGGGCUAAUUAGCCGGGCCUCGAAAAUGGCAGUUCGACUCAUGCUAGCCCACCACCAUUGUAUUGUCCUCACAACUCGGCCACUGGUAAUGUGUGCUCUACACAUGCAUAUCGAAGGGACAGAGACACAAAAGUCUCCGCCGAUUUCGUUAUCAUCGCCAGUCGCGUCGCUUCUGCAAUGCUGUGCUGAUUCAGCCCAGACAAUCCUUCAGACCCUUCGAACGUUAGCUGACGAUGACUUAGUGGAUGCCUUUCUCCCAUUCCAGAUCGAGGACGCUUCAUCAUCAGCUUUUGUGCUAUAUCUGAUCCAUGCUAUUGCCCCGUCACUUAUUUCCAAUGAUGCGUGGUCCGAAAAUCUUGACUGUGUUUUGAAUAAACUUAUUGCGAAGGGUAAUCUUGCAGCACCCCUUCGCAGGUUGGAAUUGAGACAACUAGAGAUCAUACUGGCACCGCUAACGCCAAGAAACACAACUCUUCAACUUCCCAAACUCACUCCAUUGAACAAUACUGGAAGCAUUGAGGAUGUUGAGGAUGUGUAUGCUUUUGAUGAAGUUAACAUGGGCGAAGAAUUCGGGUGGGAUGUGCUUGCUCUCAAUUCUUCCGUUAGUUUGCCUCCACAGGAAUUGUUGGACUUGGCGGAUCAGUUGGAUAUGGACGGAAUCAUGUAA